This is a messenger RNA of Chara braunii, 1619 nucleotides long. NCBI's taxonomy places the organism in Eukaryota, Viridiplantae, Streptophyta, Charophyceae, Charales, Characeae. The record is from the annotation of a GenBank genome assembly.
UCCCGCGGAGAAAGGGGUAUUUUUUUGGUCUUGGCCCCUCCCACAGAGAACUGAAGUUGUCGCCGGCCGUUAUCUCCCGCCGCCGUCGCAGCUCCGCCGCCAUCUCCGCUACGCCGACGUCUGCGGUCGGACAGCCAUAGCCAUAACGUAGCCAUAGCUGUGUGACAGGUUCAAUCGAGAGGCAGCCAUGGCGUUCACUUCUUCAGUCGCUAGAGCGCAGAUCGGCUUGGAGGUGAUGACACAGGCAGAGGUUACGACAAAGUGCUAUUUCGAUAUUGAGAUCGGAGGCGAAUCUGCAGGGAGAGUCGUGAUUGGACUGUUUGGUAAAGAUGUGCCCAAGACGGCUGAGAAUUUCCGUGCUUUGUGCACAGGCGAGAAAGGGUUUGGAUAUAAGGGUUCGGAGUUCCACAGAGUGAUCAAGGACUUUAUGAUUCAAGGUGGAGAUUUCACCAGAGGAGAUGGAACAGGCGGAAUGAGCAUCUACGGUGAAAAAUUUGCUGACGAGAGCUUUAAGUUGAAGCAUACUGGCCCAGGUGUGUUGAGCAUGGCCAAUGCGGGACCGAACACGAACGGGAGUCAGUUCUUCAUCUGCACAGUCGUGACGAACUGGUUGGACGGACGGCACGUUGUAUUCGGCCAGGUAUUGGAGGGUAUGGACGUCAUAAGAAACGUUGAGGGCCAACAGACCGACCGAAGGGACCGUCCGAAGAACAAAUGUGUCAUUGCAGACUGCGGGGUCGUCCCACUCGACGCAUAAUAAUGUAUAACUUGCGAAAGGUCCUUUCUUCCCUUUUCUGUUCUUCCUGCUAUUUCGUUUCCUAUUCUCUUUCUCUCCCUCUCUCUCUCUCUCUCUCCAUGCAACAAGUGGCAUGUCAUGAGCAGAGCUUUGGUCACCUCCUUUUAGAAACCAGGUCUGAUAGACCUGGUUUGAUAACCAGGUUCGACGACCAAGUUUGAUAAACCAGGUUUGACAAUGAGAUUUGACAUACCAGGUUUGAUAAACCAGGUUUGAUAACUGGGUUCGAUAAUCAGCUUUGAAAUUAACUGAGAAUGAGCUUUGGUAACACCAAGGUUUGGGAACCACAUGGUUAACCCGUUUGACCAGCUGCCUACAGGUGAUGAGGUCGGAGAGGUAGACUUGAUAACCAGAUUUUUGAGAAACAGGUUUGAUAACCAGAUUUUUUAGAAACAGGUUUGAUAACCAGAUUUGAUGGAGAAAAAUGCUAGUUAAUUACUAAUUAGGUUGUAUAACCAGAUUUGAUAACCAGGUCUAGUUAUCGGAGCUUUGGAAACUGGGGUCGGGUGGGUAGGUAACGCUUUCUAUUUACAGAUAACUUGCCGGUUGUCAGGGAUCGGACAUUUUGGUAUUUUGUGUAUCGCCAGCAAAUGGGCAGUUUAUGUGUGGACGUGUGCGCGCACGCGUGUGUGUGUGUGUGUGUGUGUCUGUGUGUGUGUGUGUGUGUGUGUGUGUGUGUGUGUGUGUGUGUGUGAGAGAGAGAGAGAGAGAGGGUUUCGCCUUUGGAAAUUUUUGAGAACGGACGUCUGUUUUUGUCUGGUUGGAAAAGGGGAAAAAAAACAGAUGUGGACCUGGCAAUUUCCUUUUCUGGAAAUAGUUUGUC